AUGCCUGACAAAGACCUCCACGUCAUUAUCAUCGGCGCUGGAAUCACUGGCCUCAUUGUGGCACAGGGACUCAAGAGGAGGCAGCUGGGAAUCCGCUACUCAAUCUUUGAAAAAGAGGUGUGCCUCAACUAUCGCAGCAAUGAGUGGACAAUGGCAAUACACUGGGCUUUGGACCGUCUGGAGAACAUUGUGCCUCCUGAAGUCUUCUCCCAGAUUCCACUCAUCUCGUGUAACCCAGCCGUGCCCGUUGAGGCUGGUGGGCUUUAUCCCAUCAUCCAGGCCGAGACGGGAAAUCUCCUCACUGGGGUCCCUUACGAAAAGGGGCUUCGCGUCUCACGGAGCAGAAUGAGAGCUCUCUGUGCAGAAGGGAUUGAGGUUCAAUAUGGCAAGAAUCUCAUCGACGUCGCCUUCAACGAGUCUGGCCAGGGAGUCGUUGCAUCCUUUUCUGAUGGGACCGUUGUCUCUGGUUCCAUCAUUGUUGGAGCAGAUGGCCCUCGUUCCAAAGUUCGAGAGUUUGCUAUGGGAAGUGCUGAGGAGGCAGCUGUCAGCAAAUUUCCCAUCUUCCACACAAACAUGACCGUCUGCUACAACGAUGCAGAGAAGGCCAAGUAUGUGCGGCGAGAUUACCCUACGAGUUUCCUAGCUCUGAGCAACCAAUCGUUUCACGCCUUCCAGUCCAUCUCCAAUAUGCCAGAUGGCCAAGAUCACCCUGAGUCGUGGAUCUUUCACAUGGCCAUGGCUUGGAUGGGAGAUUCUAACCACAAGCUCAGUUAUCCCGAAAGACUUGCCCUGCUGAAAGAGAGAGCUGCAGGGAUGGGUGAACCUGCCCGAUCUGCCUUUCUCUGGUUGCCCGAGGACACCGAAGUCCACAAAGCUGACAUUAGCUACUGGAUCACAAAGCCGUGGAACAACCACGGUGGAAGAAUGACACUGAUUGGCGAUGCUGCUCACCCAAUGCCACCAUAUCGUGGUCAGGGACUUAAUCACUGCAUCUGCGAUACUUCCUAUCUCAUAACUGGGCUAGAGGGCGUCUUCCGCGGGGAGACGGAGCUCGAGGAUGCCAUCAAGAUCUAUGAAGCAGACGUGAUCCCCCGAGGCCAAGAAGAGGUCAAGUGUUCAGUCGAGAAUGGCUACAUGCUUCACGACUGGAAGAAGGUCGAGGCCAGCCCAGUUUUCACUCGAGGGUUCAAGCCGAUGGAAGGACAUGAUUCAAAACCUAAGGAAUAA
Molecule: messenger RNA, 1227 nt
Organism: Fusarium vanettenii 77-13-4
Lineage: Eukaryota; Fungi; Ascomycota; Sordariomycetes; Hypocreales; Nectriaceae
Exons: 5
Coding region: 1-1227 (408 amino acids)
Molecular function (GO): FAD binding
Source: RefSeq, a predicted model, not a curated record